Molecule: messenger RNA, 2194 nt
Organism: Xenia sp. Carnegie-2017
Lineage: Eukaryota; Metazoa; Cnidaria; Anthozoa; Malacalcyonacea; Xeniidae
Product: transmembrane protein 87A-like
Exons: 23
Coding region: 40-1863 (607 amino acids)
Biological process (GO): retrograde transport, endosome to Golgi
Cellular component (GO): Golgi apparatus; membrane
Source: RefSeq, a predicted model, not a curated record
GUCGUCGCAAACUUUUCGUGUCAUCGUAAGCUCUCUAAUAUGGCGUUGAAAUCAUUCUUGUGGUUGAUUUGUCUUUGUACUUCCAUUCACGUUGUCUAUUCUGUUCCAGAGUAUGGAAUCAAAGAAUUUGUUUUUCAGAAGGGUGGUGGAGUGAAAUCAUUUGCAAAAAGUUUAUUCAAAGAUGCAAACAUUAAAUUUAGUGGAGAGGUUGAACUGGAAAACACUAAAAAACCCUUGGAAGAUUUGUCGUUGCGUUACAUUCUUUUGGAAUCAAACUGUGCCCAAACGUUUCCUCAAAUGGAUGAAAAGACACGAGUUUCUCUCACCAUGUACACUUCGGGUGCCAGAGAUCGGCUCAUUAGGUACAAGGAAGGUGUGAUCAAAUUUCAUGGAAAACACCUUGACGGCGAAAUUAAUUUGGCUAGAGAACUUGAUGAAAAAACGCAAGAAAGUGUGAAUGACGUGAAAGUCAAGGAAGAACUUGAUUCAAAAAAGAAAGCUGAUGAUGGCAAAAAAGAUGAAAAAAAUACUAGGCAAAAGCGAGAAACACGACAGACUAGAAAAGUUGAUGAGAAAGCAAGAAAAAGUGCGAAUAACAAGAAAGAAAAGAAAAGAGUUGAUCCGAAAAAGAAAUCUAAUGCUAGAAAUCGUGUUGAAAAAACAAAGGAAACGGCGAAAGGCAAGAAAAAAGUUGAUCCGAAAAAGGCUGGUGAAAGUACAGUCGAUGCAUUGGACGGAAAUUAUCUGUUAUUAAUCCAGUUGGAUGGGGUUUUUCCAGAAAAUGGCAUCAAUGUGCAAGUCAAAGUUAGUAUAAAGAUGAAAACUGGAUACCUAUCAGCAGCAGAAUGGCCUCUACUCCCGUUUUAUGGUGCGAUGUCAUUGGUGUAUUUGGUUUAUGGAGUUGUUUGGCUAGCAGUAUCCGCUUGUCAAUGGCGUGAACUACUAAGAAUACAGUUUUGGAUCGGAGGAGUAAUUGCUCUCGGAAUGUUGGAAAAGGCCAUCUUGUUUUCAGAAUACAACAAUGUUAAUGACACUGGUGUGCCAGCUCAUGGGCUUGUCGUUCUGGCUCUUGUUCUGUCAUGCAUCAAGCGAACUCUCUCUCGAGUACUCAUUCUCAUUGUAAGCAUGGGUUUCGGUAUUGUCAAACCUCGUCUUGGAAAUGCUCUUCAUCGAAUUCUUGCCGUCAGCAGCUUAUAUUUUGUACUCAGCUUAGUGGAGGGAUCGUACCGUGAAUUAUCUGUACAAGUGGAUGUGAAUCGCAAGCAAAUGAUUGCGUCUAUUCCGCUAUCAGUUUUGGAUGCGGUCAUAUGUUGGUGGAUUUUCAUGUCUUUAUUGCAAACUAUGAGAACAUUGAGAAUCCGGAAGAACGUCAUCAAAUUAUCGCUCUAUCGUCAUUUCACGAAUAUUUUAGCUGUUGCUGUGUUAGCAUCUGUUGGAUUCAUGGUUUGGGUUAUCAAAACACAUUCAUUUGCAGUUUGCAUCGAGGACUGGAAAGAGGUUUGGAUUGAUGAUGCAUUUUGGCAUUUUCUCUUUGCUCUCGUACUUCUUGCUAUAAUGGUGUUAUGGCGGCCUACUGCAAAUAACCAACGAUACGCGUUUACACCGUUGGUUGAUGUUGGUGAAGAUGAUGAAGAUGACGACAUUACUUUAUCAGAUGCCUUUCAAGGUAUGAAAAUGCGUAACAAAAAUGAUGGAGAAAGUGUUCCACCUGGUGAAAAGCAAAGAAAAAAAGCGGAAGAUGAUUUAAAGUGGGUCGAGGAGAACAUCCCAACUUCUGGUGGAAUCGACACUGCACUGCCAUCACUCUUGGACUCUGAUGAGGAGAUGAUGACGACAAAGUUAGAGAUGAACAAAAUGGAAUGACAAUUAAAGUGAUUCAUUGCGAUAACAUUGAAAAUGAAGACUUAAAUUAGUUGUAUUAACACAUGGUAGUAGUCCAAAGUGUUGCACUGUCUUUUAAUUAUUGCCUAUUUCAAGGCACAUUUAUGACUUAGCUCUACAAUGUUUACAAUUACUAGUAAAAACGUUCAAAAAAUUUUUUGCAAGAACAUAUCCGUUUAAUACGGUGGCCCGCACGUGCAAUUCACAAAACAAAUUUGUGAAUGAAAAACCAAAGAUUCUGAUGCAAAAGAAAUUUGUUUCUUGCGCAGAAAAUUAGUUUGGUAAAAUGAAAUAAUACGUAAUACAAAACAAA